GAGGGGUUGGAUAUGGCAGUGAAUGGUAAUAAGCCUCAUGUGGUUUGCAUACCAUUCCCACUUCAAAGCCAUGUGAAAGCCAUGUUGAAACUAGCUAAGCUCCUCCACCAUGGAGGCUUUCACAUAACCUUUGUCAACACAGAGUACAGCCACAAACGCUUACUCAAAGCCAGAGGACCGAAUUCCCUCGAUGGCUUGCCAGAUUUCCGGUUCGAAACGAUUCCGGACGGGUUGCCUCCUUCGGAUGCUGAUGCCCCACAACACAUACCUUCUCUUGCUGAGUCCCUUCCAAGGAACGCACUUGCGCCGUUUCUGAGCCUUCUUUCCAAGCUCAAUGACGAUAGUGCUUCUACGCCGGGUGUGCCUCCGGUUACAUGUAUCGUCUCUGAUGGGUUUAUGAGUUUCUCCGUCACAGCUGGUGCAGAGUUAGGUAUCCCCGUCGUAGUGUUCUUCACCAUGUCUGCCUGUGGUUUCAUGGGCUUUUAUCAGUUUCGUAAUCUAUUGGAAAAAGGGCUUACUCCAUUGAAAGAUGCAAGCUAUGUAACAAACGGGUACCUGGAUACUGUCAUAGAUUGGAUUCCAGGAAUGAAAGAUAUUCGUUUGAAAGAUCUUCCUAACUAUAUUCGAACCACAGAGCCAAACGACGCAUCGUUUGACUUCUGCAUGAAAGAAGUCGAGAGGUCCUCAACAGCUUCAGCAAUCAUUCUCCAUACUUUCGAUGCGUUGGAGCAUGAUCUAUUGGACGCUUUAACGUCCAUAUUCCCAUCUGUGUAUUCCAUAGGCCCACUCCAGUUUCUUUUGAAUGAACUAUUAAAGAAAGACAAUUCAGAGUCCAUCGGAUAUAAUAUGUGGAAAGAAGAAUCUGAGUGUCUCAAAUGGCUGGAUUCCAAGGAACCCGGAUCCGUAAUCUAUGUGAAUUUUGGUAGCAUAGCGCCAUUGACUCCAGUACAGGUGGAAGAGCUUGGGUGGGGACUUGUGAAUAGCCACCACAACUUUUUGUGGAUAAUUAGGCCUGAUUUGGUAAUGGGUGACGAAUCGGACUCUGCAUUUUUGCCGCCUGAAUUGGCUGCAGAAAUCGAAGAAAGAGGUCUAAUAGUAGCAUGGUGCCCCCAAGAGGAUGUCCUCAACCAUUGGUCAAUUGGAGGGUUUGUGACGCACUGCGGGUGGAAUUCAACUAUUGAGAGCUUGUCGGCGGGAGUGCCGAUGAUCUGUCUGCCAUUUUUUGCUGAUCAACAGACGAAUUGCAGAUACAUUUGCACUGAAUGGGAGGUGGGGAUGGAGAUUGGCAGUGAUGUGAAGAGAGAUGAAGUGGAGAAGCUUGUUAGAGAGCUAAUGGGAGGAGAGAAGGGGAAGAAAAUGAAGAGCAAGGCUGUGGAGUGGAAGGUAUUGGCAGAGAAGGCUACUGGUUCAGAUGGGUCAUCCACUUUGAAUUUAAACAUGUUGGUCAAGAAAGUGUUAGACUCAAUGGAAGGCUAGCUAGAAUCUCUACAUUAAUUUUCCAAAGCACCCCCUGGUUUUGGUGUUAAAUCGUGCUAAAUUUGAUGUAUUGUACGGAAUAAUAAUUUCUUGAAAAAAAAUUAAAGCAGACAAUUAUCUUCAUUGAA
Molecule: messenger RNA, 1604 nt
Organism: Rhododendron vialii
Lineage: Eukaryota; Viridiplantae; Streptophyta; Magnoliopsida; Ericales; Ericaceae
Product: 7-deoxyloganetin glucosyltransferase-like
Exons: 2
Coding region: 13-1476 (487 amino acids)
Molecular function (GO): UDP-glycosyltransferase activity
Source: RefSeq, a predicted model, not a curated record